Molecule: messenger RNA, 1020 nt
Organism: Solanum pennellii
Lineage: Eukaryota; Viridiplantae; Streptophyta; Magnoliopsida; Solanales; Solanaceae
Product: probable glutathione S-transferase parC
Exons: 3
Coding region: 159-821 (220 amino acids)
Biological process (GO): glutathione metabolic process
Cellular component (GO): cytoplasm
Molecular function (GO): glutathione transferase activity
Source: RefSeq, a predicted model, not a curated record
CGAUUUUUAUUUUUUUAUAUUUUGAUGUUAAAGUUCUGGCUUCGCCAACUUAAGGCAUCUAUGCCCCUAUAUAUACUUCGUGUAUGUAUGUAUGUACAACAAACAAAUCAAUACUUUGGCAAUUUUGAGAUUUUUUUUCUUACUUCAUACAAAAUAAAAUGGCUAAUGAUGAGGUGAUUCUGUUGGAUUUUUGGCCUAGUAUGUUUGGUAUGAGGCUAAGGAUUGCCCUUGCUGAAAAAGAGAUUAAAUAUGAGUACAGAGACGAGGAUUUGAGGAACAAAAGUCCUCUGCUUUUGCAAAUGAAUCCUAUUCACAAGAAAAUCCCUGUUUUGAUUCAUAAUGGCAAACCAAUUUGUGAGUCUAUUAUUGGAGUUGAGUAUAUUGAUGAAGUGUGGAAGGAUAAAACCCCUUUGCUCCCUUCUGAUCCUUAUGAGAGGGCACAAGCUAGGUUUUGGGCUGACUACAUUGAUAAGAAGUUGUAUCGUUCUGCAAGGAAGAUAUGGGGAACAAAUGGAGAAGAGCAGGAGGUAGGUAAGAGAGAAUUCAUAGAAUGCCUUAAAGUGUUGGAGGGAGCACUUGGAGAGAAGCCUUACUUUGGAGGAGAUAAUUUUGGUUUUGUGGAUAUUGCUUUGAUUGGGUUCUAUAGUUGGUUUCAUUCUUAUGAGACUUAUGGUAACUUCAGCACAGAAGCUGAGUGUCCAAAGUUUGUGGCUUGGGCUAAGAGGUGCAUGCAGAGAGACAGUGUGGCUAAGUCUUUGCCUGACCAACAUAAGGUUCUUGAGUUUGCAAAAAUCCUUAGGCACAAGUUUGGACUUGAAUAAACAUAUGUAUAUCAUAAUGUAUUGAAAUAAAAAAGGCAGUUCAUUGUGCCUGCUUAUGUUGUUGUUUCAAGAUUUAAAAUGUUUGUUUGGUCAUAGUGUAAGUGAGAUCUACUUUUACUUGUAAUAAAGAACUCUUAGUUUGUCUUGUUGAGGGUUGGGUUUUCUAGUCCUUGUAUGUAAUUCUGGGGCUUUUCCUCUU